Messenger RNA from Gekko japonicus, 801 nucleotides. Its product is annotated as somatomedin-B and thrombospondin type-1 domain-containing protein-like. The record is from RefSeq and is a predicted model, not a curated record. Lineage: Eukaryota; Metazoa; Chordata; Lepidosauria; Squamata; Gekkonidae. Bases 1 to 801 code for a protein of 266 amino acids. The transcript is spliced from 5 exons.
AUGAAGGCUAAGGCAGAGGCUAUGAAAGAACUGAGCAUCGGUGCAGGAUAUUGGCUGGUUUGCUGCGCAUGGCUUUUGACAAUUGGACCACUUAGUGGUAUUGAGGGCGGAUGUGGCAAUCGGGAGGCCCACAAAUGCUGCCCAGGUCGGAAUAAUGACUGCUUGGAUUUCUCUCGGAGGAGAACACCAUGCUACUGUGACAACUACUGUGAGAAAACAGGGGACUGUUGUGAAGAUUAUCAUGCCAUCUGUCAAGUGUCGGCCGUUGACUGUGUGGUCGGCCUUUGGGGACCCUGGAGUGAGUGCAGUGCCUUGUGUGGGACCGGGAGCAAAGACCGGAUGCGACAGGUUAUCGUGCCACCUCGGAAUGGAGGAACCCCAUGUCCGGAUCUAAAACAGAGAAGAGGGUGCCUUGGGGACAGCCCGUUAUGUGAAACGGCAAAAGAGGUGGCUAAGAUUCUGCCUAAUUCUUUUAAAAGGGACUUCAAGGACCCCUGGAGAAGACCUCACAUGCUGAUGAGGGAAAAAAUGCCAAGUUACUGUAUCUACUUCCGUCUGAAGCAGGUGGGAGCAGCCUGCAACCUGCAUUUCUGGAGCAGCCAGUUGGUGAGAGAAAGGCGCGUCUGCGUGGAGUGCCAAGGGGAUGCUGUGGGAAGCAAGAAAAGAUGUCAAGGGGAUGGCCUGCAGGGAGCCAGAACUUUCUGGACUGCUGCUUCCGUUGCUGGCUGCCAGGGCUCUUGGGUGCAGGAGUCUUCACAGGGAAUCUGUGUGUGUCCUCCGCAUUCCUUCAUCUUUGUAUGA